Molecule: messenger RNA, 2630 nt
Organism: Mytilus trossulus (common blue mussel)
Lineage: Eukaryota; Metazoa; Mollusca; Bivalvia; Mytilida; Mytilidae
Product: synaptosomal-associated protein 47-like
Exons: 3
Coding region: 112-1413 (433 amino acids)
Biological process (GO): exocytosis; synaptic vesicle priming; synaptic vesicle fusion to presynaptic active zone membrane
Cellular component (GO): SNARE complex; plasma membrane
Molecular function (GO): SNAP receptor activity; syntaxin binding
Source: RefSeq, a predicted model, not a curated record
GGAAGCAACUCUAUUUUUGAAAAUGAAAGUAGAAUGUAAACAAGGGACAGAUUGACGAAAUGUGUUGAUUUUCAGAUUGUACCAGCAGUGAUAACAUUUUCGAAGGUAAAAAUGUUUAAUCCUGGUGAAGUUACAAUCAGAUCAUGGUCUGUUUCUUUCUAUGACAAUGAGAGUAGAAAAUGGAAGUAUGGUGUGCUGAAACUGACCCCGGAGUAUAUAGAGUUCCUGGAAGAGGUGACAGAAACAGCACACCCAUACAUCAAAUUACUACAUCACUAUGCUGUUACAGACAUAAAGAAGUCUCUCACAGGAUUGGUCUAUAGAGCCUUAGUGAUAACUUUGGUAGACAAAACAAAAUACUGGGUCUCUUCAUUAGCAGAUCAAACAUCUCUUUAUAAUGUUCUCCAGUAUUUCCAACAUCAAAAUCUCUUCUCAGAAGCAAAGAAAAAAUCACAAACUGACACUCAAAAAUCAUUUGUCCAAACAGAAAUGGGUAGGAAACUUCUGCAUAGUGUGCAUGAUUCAGAGAAGGUAUUAAAUAAUGCUGUUACUGUAUUGCAUGAACAAGGCACACAAAUUGAAUCAUCUUUUGCAACCAUGCAUGAUAUUAACAAUGAUCUUGACAUUGCAGACAGUAUAGUUUCUGGUCUAGAUAGCUGGCUAGGGAAGUGGAAAAUACCACAACAGUACAAAAGAGAAAGCUUAGAAAUAAUUCAAAGCAAAGAUUUGCCUACUGAGUUAGACUAUGAGAUUUUAUAUACAAAACUUGAAAUGGGAAAGAUGAAUUAUCAACACUUGGGAAUUUUAAGAGUCUGUAUCCAAGGUCUGUUCAUUAUGACUGAAAAACAGAAGGUUGUGCAUAAUUUUGAUUGGAGAGCUAUAUCUUUGGUGAAAGUUUUGUCACUUUGUGAAAUCACAGUAACACAAUAUCGGAUAGGUCAACAAGAUUUGACUUAUGACUUUGUGUGUACAAAUUUUCUACCUGUGCUUAGACUUCUUGAUGCAAAACUGAAAAGUAAAGUAGAGUUUAUGGAAGAUGUCUUCAAAGAAGAAAAAAUGAAGAAAAUGAGAAAACAGAAGCCACUUAUUGAUUCUACAGACAUGGCAAAAGGUGAAUUGUUUUCUAAAGUAGACGAUGAGAAAACAAUUUGUUAUAACACAGUCCCUGCAUACCUAGCUCAACCAUCAUCUGUUUACCAGGAAGGUGCUGAAGUUCUCUGUCAGAAACAGAUUGUUACAGAUGAAGAAGUAGCAGAAAUAAGUCAGACUCUACAGAAUAUUAAAUCAGUGGCUUUGUCUACACAACAAGAAUUAGACAUCCAAAUGGACAACAUUGAGAAGUUAUCAGAUAAUGUUGACAAAGCUAACCAAAGAGUAAAGGAAACUGUUAGACAUAUCAAUAAACUUACAUGAAAUGACAACAUUGAGAAGUUAUCAGAUAAUGUAGACAAAGCUAACCAAAGAGUAAAGGAAACUGUUAGACAUAUCAAUAAACUUACAUGAAAUGACAAUUUACUGGGUAUCUUUUAAACUAUUGAAAGGAUGGUUCUUUUAACGACAACCUUAAUUUAAACUGAUCUUCUUCAAUUAAAACUGAAAACUGAAUCCGAAUUGACAUAAAUAAUAUUAAGAAAAGCAAAAAUAAACUCUCUGGAAUAAAUGGAAGUUUUUAACGAUCUUGAUCAGCUAUACAAUUCUCUGGAGGCAAAAUAUACUAAAGGGACAUUCAAACUCGUAAGUAAAAACCCUGAUGAAGCCAGGGUUAAAAAACAAUUAAGAACACCAAACAAAACACAACAGAGAAAACCAUAGACUGAGCAACACAAAAAGACCAGCAAAAACUGGGGUUAAGUCAGGUGCUCUUGAAGGGUCAGCAGAUCCUGCUCCACAUGUGGCACCCUUCUUGUUGUUCAUUUUAGUACAAACCUGGUAAAUUAAGUCUUAUUUGUAGAUCAUGAUCAUACUUGGGGAAAAGGGAAAGGGGGGUUGUAUUGAAGUUACAACAUUUGGAACAUAUCCACCAUCAUCUGUGAAAUGGGUAUACCAUAAUGGUCAAUCAACAUGUGAUGGCAUAAUUAUAGGUAAAACAAGCCCCAGAAUAACGUUUUAACUGAGAUAUUCUGUAUGCAGGCACUGCUGGAAUGUUGCUACAUAUACAUUUUUUUGUGGAAAUGGAUAAAUUACAAUUAGGAAGCUGAAUUCAUCUCUUUUAACCACAACAUAUAUAUCCUGUUGAGUGUUCUGUGUCAAAUCUGAAAUUAACUUUGCAGUUAUAAUUGAAGGAAGGUUAGGACUGAUGUUGAAUAUCUCACUUUAUUGUCUUGACAAUGAUGGUAGAUAAUUAUUGUAAAAAACGUAGUUGAUAACUUUUAAAAGUUGCUAACAAUACAUUUGUCUCACUUUGUCUCUAGUCACUAGUGGAGAGUUCUCAUUGGUCAUCAUAUUUGUACAUAUAUUAUGAGUAACAUCAUAAUAGGACAUUUAUAAUUGCUUUAAAAUUUUUGCAAGAAUUUAGAUAUACACAUCUGUCAGAUAGGAUUCAGCUGACAAUGGCAUCAUUCUCACGGUUUAUUGGUCAAUGUUAAAGUUUUUGUGAUUAUUUUCUUUAAUGCAUAUCAGUGUAAUUUUUG